GCUCCGAAGUGGUAAGAGAGUCUGCGUAGUUGCUGCAACGCCUCUUUUCUGCAAUCAAAACAAAGAUAAGAAGGAUAGAAACCAUAGUUUUGGUUAAAGGUGGAGAAAAUGGAAGCAUUUGGAGGAUUCUUCAUGGAUGAGAAGGCAGUUCGAGUAGAGAACAUUUUCCUCGAGUUCCUAAAGAGUUUUAGGUUAGAUCCAAACAUGCCUGAAUCGUACUACGAGGCGGAGAUAGAAGCAAUGAGAGCCAAUGAAUCAUCGACCAUGUUCAUCGAUUUUUCUCACGCAAUGCUCUUCAAUGAUAUUCUCCAGAAGGCCAUCGCCGAUGAGUACCUAAGGUUUGAGCCGUAUUUGAAAAACGCCUGCAAAAGAUUCGUCAUGGAACUGAAACCCACCUUUAUCGCGGAUGAUAACCCCAACAAGGAUAUUAACGUCGCCUUCUACAACAUCCCUUUCUCCAAGCGGUUGAGGGAAUUAACUACAGCAGAAAUUGGGAAACUAGUAUCAGUUACAGGGGUCGUCACACGCACAAGUGAGGUCCGACCAGAACUUCUCCAAGGAACUUUCAAGUGUUUAGAAUGUGGCAGUGUUAUAAAGAAUGUUGAACAGCAAUUCAAAUACACAGAGCCUACAAUAUGUGUGAGUGCCACAUGUUUUAACAGAACAAGAUGGGCAUUACUUCGACAAGAGAGUAAAUUUGCAGACUGGCAAAGGGUGAGAAUGCAGGAGACUUCUAAAGAGAUACCAGCAGGCUCCUUACCAAGGUCACUAGAUGUUAUACUCCGUCAUGAGAUUGUUGAACAGGCCAGAGCUGGAGAUACGGUCAUUUUCACUGGUACUGUUGUCGUGAUACCAGACAUAUUGGCACUGGCCUCCCCAGGGGAGAGAGCAGAAUGUCGUCGAGAAGCUCCUCAGUGGAAGAAUUCAGCUGUUGGACAAGAGGGUGUACGAGGCCUUCGAGCAUUAGGAGUGAGGGAUCUUUCAUAUCGCCUAGCCUUUAUAGCCAACUCAGUGCAGGUUUCUGAUGGUAGGAGGGAUACUGACAUAAGGAAUAGAAAGAAGGAUGCUGAAGAAGAUGAUCAGCAGUUCACGGCAGAAGAACUAGAUGAAAUUCAGCAAAUGAGGAACACACCUGAUUUCUUUAAUAAGGUUGUUGAUAGCAUUUGUCCAACUGUUUUUGGUCACCAAGACAUCAAGCGUGCAAUCCUGCUUAUGCUCUUGGGUGGUGUCCAUAAGUUUACUCAUGAAGGCAUCAACCUGAGAGGGGACAUUAAUGUUUGUAUAGUUGGAGAUCCCAGCUGUGCGAAGUCUCAAUUCCUCAAGUAUACAUCUGGUAUAGUUCCCAGAUCUGUCUACACUUCUGGUAAAUCCUCCUCUGCUGCAGGGUUAACUGCAACUGUGUCCAAAGAACCAGAAACUGGAGAGUUCUGUAUCGAGGCUGGUGCUUUAAUGCUUGCCGAUAAUGGUAUCUGUUGUAUUGAUGAAUUUGACAAGAUGGACGUCAAAGAUCAGGUUGCAAUUCAUGAAGCCAUGGAGCAACAGACGAUAAGCAUCACAAAAGCAGGAAUACAAGCAACUCUGAAUGCUCGAACAUCAAUUCUGGCAGCAGCAAACCCAACUGGGGGACGCUAUGACAAGUCUAAGCCCCUCAAGUAUAAUGUUGCCCUGCCUCCUGCCAUUCUUUCGAGGUUUGAUCUAGUAUAUGUAAUGAUUGAUGACCCAGAUGAUCAAACUGACUACCACAUAGCUCACCACAUUGUAAGAGUUCAUCAGAAGCGUGAAGAGGCACUAGCUCCUGCUUUUAGUACUGCGCAACUUAAACGUUACAUUGCAUAUGCAAAAACUUUGAAACCAAAGUUAAACUCAGAGGCAAGGAAACUAUUGGUUGACUCUUAUGUAGCUCUCCGAAGAGGUGAUACAACUCCGGGAACUAGGGUUGCUUAUCGCAUGACAGUUAGGCAGCUAGAGGCGUUGAUUAGGCUGUCUGAGGCCAUUGCUAGGAGCUAUCUGGAAGCUCAGGUACAGCCACGUCAUGUUCGAUUAUCAGCGAAGCUGUUGAAGACAUCUAUAAUCAGUGUUGAGUCCAGUGAGAUUGAUCUCUCUGAGUUUCAAGAAGAUAACCGUGACAAUACUGAAGGUGCUGAUGAAGGAAAUGGGAAUGCGGCUGAGUCUGUUCCUAGGAAUGCAGAAGGUGGAGCAGCUUCUAAGCUUGUUAUAAGUGAAGAAUAUUUUCAGAGGGUCACUCAAGCCCUUGUCAUGCGCCUUAGACAGCAUGAAGAAACUGUAAAAGAUGAUGGGACUGGCCUUGUUGGAUUGAGGCAGAAGGAACUAAUUCAAUGGUACGUGGAUCAGCAGAAUGAGAAACAGAAGUACAGUUCCCAGGAGGAAGUAAAACUUGAAAUUAAGAAACUCAGAGCUAUUAUAGAGAGUCUGGUGCGGAGGGAAGGGCAUCUGAUAGUGGUAGAUGAUGGAAGGGAAGCAGCAGCAGAAGGCAGAAGAGAUGAAAGGAUUUUAGCUGUCGCUCCCAAUUUUGUGGUAGAUUGACAUUGACCUGGAAAUGCACAAAUUAUAAGGAAACUGGCAUUUUUCAUCUGUGGUUCACGGGUGAAUUUAGUUAGUGGGCAAUGUUUAUACAUUUGCUAACACCAACUGGGUGACUGGGGAGGUUUGCAAUCCGCACAGCUGCAAAGCAAAAUGUCGAAGCAGACCAGUAUCAAGUGGCGCUAGCCAUACUAAUUAUCAACUUAUUUAGUGAUUAACAGAAUACCCAAAGAUGCAAAACUUGUAGAUUAGGUGCCCUUCAUGUUUUCUUUUUCAGAGAUGUAUAAUAUAAAAAUUUGGUGCGUGAGUUAUGAGGCAAAUUUUUUUAUUUUUCAUGGUCUCUGUAAUGUUACUCUUGAGGCUGAAUUAAAUGUAUCUUGGAUGGGGUAAACCCUACCUUAGCUGUUGGAUUCA
Carica papaya (papaya) is the source of this 2955-nucleotide messenger RNA. It is a transcript of the gene MCM6, whose product is annotated as minichromosome maintenance (MCM2/3/5) family protein. Gene Ontology annotation, molecular function: single-stranded DNA binding; single-stranded 3'-5' DNA helicase activity; ATP binding. Gene Ontology annotation, cellular component: nucleus; MCM complex. The record is from RefSeq and is a predicted model, not a curated record. Gene Ontology annotation, biological process: double-strand break repair via break-induced replication; mitotic DNA replication; DNA replication initiation. NCBI's taxonomy places the organism in Eukaryota, Viridiplantae, Streptophyta, Magnoliopsida, Brassicales, Caricaceae.